CCUCCAUCUUUUCCAUUGGUUGGGCUUUUGCGUGACGUCUAACUCUCCCCCUUAGCUUCCCCGGCCUCGUUCGCCUGUUUGGGGUGACAAUAACGCAGCGAGAAAUCGUCUCUGCGGACUGGAAUGUCCCGGGGCUGGGAACGGGAGGGAUGAUGAUGGCUAAAAUGCUACCGGUGCGUCUGUCGCACCCCAGCAUCAUGGUCAAGCAAGAGCAGGACGAUGACUCGGACACGGACGAUCCUAACUUACUGCUUAAAAAGUCGGACAGCUCCGAGGCGCAGAUUAUCCACAGCGGCCACUUCAUGGUGUCCUCCCCGCACAGCGAGCACCCGCCCAAGAAAGGAUACGAUUUUGACACCGUCAACGAACAGGCCUGUCAGACGUACAGCUUCGGCAAAACCAGCUCUUGUCACCUGUCCAUAGACGCGUCUCUCACCAAGCUGCUGGAAUGCAUGACCCUGGCAUACAGUGGUAAACUGGUGUCCCCCAAAUGGAAAAACUUCAAGGGCCUGAAGCUUCAGUGGAGGGAUAAAAUCCGUCUAAAUAAUGCUAUUUGGCGUGCCUGGUAUUUGCAAUAUAUAGAAAAACUGAAGAAUCCUGUGUGCAACUUUGUAACCCCACUGGACGCAUCAGUAGAUUUUGAAGAGCAAAGAAGGCCUGAGGCAAUUGCCAUUGAUGGAAAAUAUUGGAAAAGAAGAAUUGAAAUUGUGGUCAGGGAAUAUCAUAAGUGGAGAACAUAUUUUAAGAAGAGGUUACAGAAGCACAAAGAUGAGGAUCUCUCCAGCUUGGUUAAAGAUGAUGAUAUUGUUCUGUGGAAGAGCACUGUGGAUGGCAGGGAUACCCCAGUACCGAUGGAGGAGGAGCCUCUUCUCGAUAUGGAGAUGCUUAUGGCAGAAAUCAGUGACACUUUAUUUUCUACUAUUUAUUCACAUCAGCCCAACCCAAAAGAGACAGCACAUGCUGGCAAUGCAGAUAUGAUCCAACCAGAGCUUUUUCCACUGCAACCCAACUUAGAUCUUAUGGAUACAUUUGAAUCCUUUCACGAUAUUUUCUCUUCUACUCGUUUUCCUUCUGGAGGCUUUUUUAAUUCCACCUCUACUGUUUCUGCCGUCCCACUGUCAGAUGCAGCUUUACGUCCUUGUAGCCCUGUAUCGCAGGCUUCUGCCCUACCAAGAAGCACUCUUGCACCUGUAAAUUUAGAUGAGGAGUUAAUCCCAUCCCCUGGUCCUCCGGCAAUAGUCCCAGUGCGAGAAGUGAGAAGAGAGAGAGCAGCCAGCGUGGGUAGCCUUUCAACCUCUCAGGAGCCAGUCAAGUUUAAUUCAGAGACAUCUAUAAGCAGCCAGCAUGGUUUUGUCCCAGUGUUUCCUCCUCCAGUGCCGCUCUUCCAAACUCCUGCUGCUUCGCCAAAUGUGCCUCCAGCGCCCUCUCUGGAUUCUUUACCUGCAUUUAUUACCAAGGAUGGGAAUAAAUUUCCACUCUGCAACACCUCAGUUAUUACACAUACUGCCUCUCCAACGCUUACCCAUAAUCCUUCUGCAACAACCUUUAGCCAGAGCCAGAACCUCAUUCUCACAACACAGCAGCAAGUGCCUUGUAACAUUUCAAUACAACCUGCAGGGAUUCCUCAACAAACUGCCACCCAGCCCCACACAUAUAUUGCUAUCUCUAAACCUGGAGCCAAGCAGAAAGCUACGCCUCAAAAAAUUGUGCCUGUUAUUCAGCCAGACACUGUAUCUUUAGUUUUUGCUCCUGCUUCCUUCCAAGGACAAACUCAAGCUGUGAUAAUGUCACCUGCACCCCUUAAGACCGACACUGUGCUGGCUCCAAGAAUUACUCAACCCAACGUCGUUAUUGCUCCUGCUGCAAUCGCUGGAACUCCAUCACUGCCAGAGUUCCAUGGCAGUAUCCUUGUUGGUCCAGCUCAGCAAACUCAGGGCAGCCAGAUGUCCCAGCCUAUGGUGCCUCGCAUGUUCCCCAGCCUGACUUCAGAGUCUUUGGUUAAGAGAGAAAAAACUCCAUUGCAGAGCUGCAGCACAGCCCCUUCUCCUUCAUCCUGCCGAGACUGUCAGAAUUCAAGGCAGGGAUCCCCAUGCGCAUCUGAACAUAGCCUCAGUCCCCCACACAGCUCAGGAAAAGCCUCAAGCGACUCUCAAGUUGUAACAUACAAGAAUCAAAGAUUAAAGCAUAUUUCUGCAGAACAGAAGCGAAGGUUUAAUAUAAAGACUGCAUUCAGCACAUUGAACAAUAUUGUGGCAUCCAACACAAAACCGAUUAGUCAUGCAAUCACACUACAGAAAACAGUAGACUAUAUUGCCAAACUGCAGCAAGAAAGGGCCCAUACUGUGGAAGAAACAAGACGUCUCAGGGAAGAAGUGGAAGAGCUGAAUCUUGCUAUCAGCUCUUGUCAGCAGCUGCUCCCAGCAACGGGGGUGCCAAUUGCGCCACAGAGCUCAUUGCACAUGAGAGAUUUUUUUGACAAAUAUGUAAAGAGCAGAACCCUUCAAAAUUGGAAGUUUUGGAUCUUCAGCAUAAUCAUUAAACCAUUGUUUGAGUCCUUCAAUGACAUGGUGUCCACAGCAAGCUUAGAGGAGAUGUGCAGCUCUACCAAGGAUUGGCUGGAUACGCACUGCUCUCUCCGUGCUUUGAGGCCCAUGGUGCUGAAUACACUUCGUCGGCUGAGCACAACUACAUCAAUCCUGACAGAUCCGAUGAGACUGCCAGAGCAAGCCAAACAGGCAGUUAGUAGCAACAGUAAAGGUGGGGGAGAGACAUAAGUUGAUUAACAUGGUACAGAAGAGUUCUCAUGUGUGGCGGAGAAGGGCUUGUGUUGUUCCGCUGUUCCGGAAUGGCACCUCUAACACUCCACCCUUGUCAGAUACAAGUGGCAUGUCCGGCCUUCAGACAAGUUCAUGGCUUUCAGGGAAUUCUAAUUUUUGUGGAGCUGCAAAGCAUCACCUUUGUGAAAGGCAGAAAGAAAAACCCCAGAGAGUUUCAGCUCAAAUAACCUGCAUAUAUAUAUAUAAGCUUGAUCUGAUUUCUAAAUUACAGAUAUUAAAUAAAGGGAAUAAAAUGUCUAUGGAAAAGUCAGGAUUGUCUUCUACUCCUCAGUAACCCUUAUAUUUGUCACUGAUUUUUUUCAUUGUCCUUAUGUUUGUGCAGUGGGUUGCAGGACCUCCAGGCAGUGAAGGAGUUAAGAUAUCUAGGCAAGUGUUCCACUGAAUGAGAACAAUGUCCCAGCUAAACCUUCUACCUGCUGAUAAAAGCUGUGUUAUUUACUCAGGUCUCUGCAGUUUCAUUUCAACACGCUCGUGCCAGGGAAGAUGAAACAGACUAAUAUCCACAAGUAUAGUUAUUGUGCAAUUAAAGGAAUGAAAUCUAUCAUGCUGGAUUUAGGAUGUGGUAGAAAGGCAGCUAAAGGGAAUGUUCUAUGGAAUUUUUUUUCCAGCUGUACAAUAAGAAGCUUUGAACAUUGCAGUUUCUGUUAAUAAAUAUUUUAACAUUGGAGAAAAACAUCACCGGUGCUGUUGCCCACAGCAAGUAAUCAAAACUUGAAUUCUGUUUUUAACUUUUAGGUGACUGUUCAAAUCUAAUUGCUGAUUGGCUGAUAUGGACAACAUCACCAGUGAUGUUUGUCUCCAGUGUUAAUUAAUAUGCCACUUGGUUUAGUGGAUAGACCUAAAGCAGUGGUUUAUCAUGUCAUAGAAGUCAACCAUGUUAUUGGGAUCAUUAUGGUCCAAGUUUUACUUCAUGUCACCAUUUGUAGUGUAUAUGAAUUAGGUUUAACAAUUUUUAGGACUGGAUCAAUAUCACCGUCAUGACAGAAUAGUUGACACAGCUGUAUUGUGUUGCAAAGGAUGAUUAAAGUUCUUGUGUGUCUCAAGGCAGUACAUUCAGACAUUUGGAGCAAGAAUGGCCUAAAACCUGUUACUGAACCCUGUUUCGUAAAUAUUGGGUCCACAGAUGUUGUAGAAUCAUAACACCUUGUGUGUCUUCACCGUUGAUUCUGUGUUGGAGAAUACUGGGCAUUGUAGUUUAGCAUUAUCUGGGGACCCAAGGUUAAGAAACAGGGGCCUAAGAGGUUAGAAAAGAAUUGGGGCUACUGUUUGUAAGUAAUUCUGGUGCUUUUUAUUAUAAGGAAUCUCCUGCUUUUCGUGAUCAGAUCUUCAUUUUCUUUCCUCCUAUUAUUUUAUGACAAAAUCAAGUUGAAAGGCAGACUAUAAAGAGACCCUUUAUUUCUGUUCUGGGUCCUUGAUUCUUCUGAUAAAACAGGUGGAAGUUCUGUUAUUCAGUGGCAAGGGGUGACUUUAGGUGUUGCUAAAAAUCAUAACCACCAAGCUCACUGCACCAAACUGACCAAAAUAUCCACACCAGUUAUUUCUAUAGCAGUUACUUAAAGUGCUGGUGCAAGCAGCGGUGCCACUUAGAAACGCGACAGUUACAGAAUGCUUUCAGUAAAUUACCAUAGCAUUCAGUGGGACUUUUCAGCUUCACCCCACAGACACCAAAGCGCCAAAAACCAUGUUGCCAUUGUCCAUAGAGUGUGUGAUAAUGAGUUCUUCUACUUUAAGCCCUAUGACAGGCUUGUUGAAUGCUGCUGCUCUCUGUGACAGAAUGUGGCAAUCCAAACACCCCUUUUCAUCUAUCACUAGCCAGAACACUCAAGUGAGUGUAUUUAGCAUUUGCUGGGUAGUUUACCGUUAAGUUUAUUUUUAAUAUGACGUUAAUUUGUUUAUUUUUAACUUUUGAGUUGGUCUUCAUUUUUUAUCUUUUUUUUUUUAUUUGCCUCCUCAUUCUGCCUCUUUCAUCUUUUAAAUUGGGGUCACUGAUCCCAGCAACCAAAUGACUCUGUCUGCUACUAUUCAUUCUCUCAUUCUCACUACAGUCUGAUUGCUGGAGUAUAUUGCACCCUAGCAUCCAGGUAGCUGCUGGGAUUUCAAACUAGAGUAGAAUUGCUGAAAAAAAACUAUAAAUUAUUAAAAAAAAGAUAAAAAAUAAAUAAUGACCAGUUUCACACUCUCUCAGAUGAUCACUGGCUACAUCAUGCAAAAAGUUAAAGGUGAACUACACUAUUAAUUGCAGUGACAGAUGAACUGGUGCAUCUUGCCCAUCUGAGCUAUGGCCAUAUUUCUUAAAAAAUGACCACAUUGGUCAAAAUAUGAUAUAUAACCAUGAGCUUUCUUUUGUUACAUUUUAGUCAUAAAUAAACCUAAUUAUCAAUGCAAAUAUGUUCCCAUGGCAAUGGAGAUAAACGUUUAACACUGCGGGAAAAAUGUUAUUUUUUUUUUUAUCUGCUUGUUCAUGUUUAUAUUGGUCCUUUGUUCCCAUGAGUACAGACCCACAAGGACCAGUAACACCAAUUACUGGGUGUAGAGCAGUCACAGAGGAAAGAACACUUAUGGGUAGUAAGUGACCAUAAUUAAUCUACUGGCUUUCUUACAAAUGCAUAAAGUUCUGCUGCUGCAGUAUAGUAAAUGAAGUGUUAAGCAAGUCAGUGCAAUGAGCGUGGCAAGGAUGAAAGUCCAGAAAUAAGAGCAUUUUGUAGAUUAUAAUAAUUUUGUAAUGGACCAUCAUGAUAAUGCAAAUGUCGGCAUCUCCCGCUACCCUGUCUGGAAUGCUGGGAGUCCAAUAGGGUAUGGAGGGCAGCAGGCAGGCAUGUAGUUAGGAUUACAACUUGCAUCACUUCUGUGUUAGUCCAUUUAAAGCUAUUAUAAUUUACAACAUUCAUUUUCCACCUAGAGUUAAGUAUUUUGUCAGACAGUAUUUUUGUAUCUAGCUGUAUAUAUAGAAUGGGAUUGUUUUUCUGUCAUUAAUGCAAAUUUAUGAAAUACGGCAAUUACGUUUGAGACUUUUAUCGCGCUUACAAGAAAUCUGGAAAUAAAUGAAGCCAAUGAAAAUGCUUUUGUGAAAGCACAACCAGCAAUACAAAAUCUAAUCGAAAAAGUUUUGGUGGAGUCUUUACCUGGUCUACGAGGGGCUGGAAUUUCAGACCUGCCAGUGCAUAAAAACUGGCGACAGAACAAUUAUGGUGUGAGAUUUGCUACAUGUCUGUUGCCUGGACAUUCAAAUGGAGAAGAGAGCUGCAAAAGCCCAGGGGAACGUGCAUGCCUGUUGCUUCAAUAUACAUAUGGUUGUUAAACAUUCAUUGGGAGAAGCUUUAUUCAGAACUUUACUGACAGAUCAACAGCAUAAAUAUUGUGGCAAUAACUGAUUUUGAGAAUUUUUUUAUAUUAAUGGAUUAUUUUUGUUUUCUGUGUAAACGAUUGUACGUUAAUGGGAUUCCCAUUUUACCUGUUACCUCCUCUUUUUUUUUUUUUUGGACUUGUAUCUUGGCAUACCUUGUAUGUAUAUGUGUGUGUUUGUGUAUAUAUAAUAUAUACCCACACACAUUCAAAAAUGUUUCAUUUUAAUGUUCAGCGCAUGAUUUUAAUGUUAUCUGACAAAGAAAAUAAGCAAUAAAAAAACUUUUGCAUCUUC
Molecule: messenger RNA, 6474 nt
Organism: Xenopus laevis (African clawed frog)
Lineage: Eukaryota; Metazoa; Chordata; Amphibia; Anura; Pipidae
Gene: mlxip.L
Product: MLX interacting protein L homeolog
Exons: 17
Coding region: 150-2774 (874 amino acids)
Source: RefSeq, a predicted model, not a curated record